This is a messenger RNA of Paramecium sonneborni, 7813 nucleotides long. NCBI's taxonomy places the organism in Eukaryota, Ciliophora, Oligohymenophorea, Peniculida, Parameciidae. The record is from the annotation of a GenBank genome assembly.
AUGAAAACUCGUGGAUAAAAGGUUGAACCAAGUUAUGCAUAUUAAUUCAAAAAGGAUUAGAUUCUUGGAUAGAGUGAGAAAGGCAAAGCAGUCUUUUUUAAAGUAGUAGAAGAUCUAAAAACUAAUGAUCAUAAAUCAUAAUUAAGAGUAGUAAGACUGGAGUAGUAAGAGAAGUAAAAGGAUGGUAAAGUAGUAUACAAAGAGUCAUAAGAGGCACUAUUAUCAGUGAAGGAAAGAACGUAAGAAAAAAUAUAUUAAUUUUAGUAAAAUUGUGGAAGAUGUUGAAGUAAAAUCCACAAAACAAAAUCCAAGGAGUAAAUCAACAGUGACUUCUUUUAUAUUUCCUUAAGAUACUUUAUAAGAGAUAGCAAAGAGCACUAAGUAAGUUCCCGCCAAUACUAAGUAGUAGAAGAAAUAGGUAAGUUCUGAAAGUGAAAGUGAAGAAGAAGAAGCACCAAAAAAAUAUACAAUAAAGAAAGGAACCAAAUAAGUAGUAAAAGGAUAAACUCAAAAAUAAGUAGUGAAGAAAAAUAUGAAAAAGAAAGAUGAAUCAGAAGAUAGUGUUGAACAGGAAUCAUCAGAAGAGGAGCCACCAAAAAAAUAAUCGAUUACCAAAAAGUAAAUUUAAAAGUAGACUAAAAAUAAUAAAAAAGGAAGUAAAUAAGUAAAGUAAGAAAAAAGUGAAGAACAUUCUGAAGAAGAAGAAGAAAAUAAUUAGGAGUAAAAAAAGAAAAGAGUUACAAGAUAAACAUUAAAUUCACAAAAAGAAAAACUUGAAGAAUUACCACCUUAAAAGAAAUAAGUUAAGAGAGGUAGAGCUUAAAUAAAGCAAAAAUUUGAAGAAGAUGAAGAUGUUGAAGAUAAUGAAGUUUAAUCUUAAUCAGUUGAAUAAAAAAAGAAAGUUAGUAAGGCAAAUGGAAAGAAAUCUAAAUCUUAACCUGCUUAACCAACAAAAUUUGUUAAAGGGAAAGUUAAUCCAAAUUAUAGAGAAAUAAGAUAAAUUAGUGAAUAAUUCGAAGGAACAUCUUCAAAAUUUGUUGAUUAUUCUAGUAUAAUGAUGAAUAAUAAUGAAUUAAUUAGAGCUGCUAAAACAGGAAAUAUUAAAUUGUUAGAAGACAUUUUUGCUAAUUCUUAGAAAAUUAGUAAUAUUUUUUAAAGUUGGGGUCCUGAAAAUGAAAUUAAUGCUAUUGAACUAAUAUUUUAAAGGUAAGAUAAAGCUAUGUUACUUUAAUUUAUAAAAUCAAUAGGUAAAUUAAAAUUGGGAAGUACUCCUAGUUGUUCUUUAAAAGAAAUUAAUACAGGAUAUAAUAAUUAAUAUGCUUAUGGAUCUCGAACUAGAAAAGUUGCUUUAGGUAGAGGAGGUAGAGAAGGAAACAAUGCUUUGGUUUAUGAUUUGGAUUAAGAUGAUAGUUUGACAGAUGCAAUAUUAGAGAGAUUAAUGGAAAUAGAAAGUAAUCCAGAGUUUUUUGGUUUAAUGAUGGCUUAAUUGGGAAAUGAACAAUAAUACUAUAAUUUGAUAGCUAUAGCAGUUAGGAGUGGAAAUUGGAAGACAGCUGGUUAUUUAGUAUAGAUGGCAAUGGAUAAAGGUCAUAUGUAUGGAUUUAAUUAAGUUCAUGUGGAUGUUUUGAAUUAUACAAGUGCAAGUCGUAUAGGCAAUAUAAAGAAACCAUCAGCAACUAAAAAAUCAGGUGGAAAUUAUUUAAUAACUCCAAUUCAUUGUGCAGCUAUAAAUCCAAAUCAUUCUUGUCUUUAAAAAUUAUUGGAUAUAUCAUAAGAAUAUAAUAUUUUAGAUGAAAUUCAUAGAAAACCUGUACAUUAUGCUGCAGUAUCUUAAACUUCCGCAUGUUUAAAAUAUUUAAUGGAAAAUAGUAUAGAUGUAAGAGAGGGAGAUAGAAAUAAGAAUACACCUUUAAUUUUGGCAGCUGAAUUUGGUAGAACACAUAAUGUUUAGAUUCUAGCUUCAAAUAAUAUUGAUGGAAAAAAUAGAGAUGGUAAUGCAGCUAUUCAUGUUGCUUGUUAAGGAGGACAUUUAGAAACUGUUAAGGUUCUUUUAAAAUAAGGAGCAAAAAUUAAUUAAACAGGAUAAAAUAGAAUGACUCCAUUAAAUAUAGCAUGUGCUUAUGGUCAUUAUGAACUUGCUAAGUAUUUAAUUGAAUAAGGUGCAAAAGUAUUAGCUAAAGAUAAAUAUGGAAGAUCUUCUUGUGUUUUAGCUGCUCGUAAUGGUAAUGUCAAGAUUCUAUCUUUGUUACUUUAUCAUGGUGCUGAAUAUGAUUAACCAGACAGCUCUAAAAAUACUCCUCUUCAUUAUGCAGCAGCAUAUGGAUUUCCAGAAUGUAUUGAAGAACUUAUGAAAGCUGGAGCUGAUUAAAAUUUACCAAAUUCUUGGAAAUUGACACCAUUAUCAGUAGCCUUAUAGAAAAAUCAUUUAAGUAUUGUAAAAAAAUUGUUAAGUUAUCCAACUACAGAUGUUAACUGUAAAGAUGAUGAAGGAAGAACUUUAGUUUCAUCUAGUUUAAGCAAAUUUACAGUUGAUACUUUUGAAUAUAUUAAAUAUCUAAUCUUAGAAAAAAAUGCAGAUGUUAAAAUUUCAGAUCUAUAAGAAAAGACUCCUUUACAUUAUGCUGUUUUAUUGUCAAGAAAAGAUGCUAAAUAAUAUUAUAAUAAAUGGAACGAAAUGAGCAAAGCAGAAAGAAGAGAUAUUAAAAAUAAUUAUGAGAAAUUAGUUCAUGAAAUGAUUGAACUCUUAAUCAAUGCAGGUUCAGAUGUUAAUAUCUAAGAUACUAAUGGAUAGACUCCAUUUAUACAAUCUUUAAUGAGUUAAAAUUUCAAAGUUUCAGAAUUAUUAAUGAAAUUAUCUACUCCUACUGUUAAUUAUGUUGAUAAAAGAGAUAGAAAUAUUUUACAUAAAUUAAUAGAAUGUAGAUUAUUUUUAAAUGUAAAAGGAUUUACUAUCUUAAAAGAUAUAAUUAAAACUAUUGAUCCAACUUUUGUUAAUUAAUAUGAUGAGAAUGGAUGGAAUCCAUUACUUUAUCUGAUCUCUGAAUAUACCAGUAUAGCUCAAACAUAACAUACUGAAAUUUAUAAUAAAAAAGUUUCUUUAUUAUAACAAAAGUUAUUUGAAGAGAAAUUAAAAGAAAUACUUUAAGAGGAGGAAAGAAUAAAUUAAGAAAAAAAAUUAAAAAAUAAUGAUGAAAAUGAAAAGAAGAACUAAAAUCAAGAUGAUGAUGAAAAUGAAGAAGAUGAAGAUGAAGAAUAGGAAGAAGAUGGUGAGGAAGAAGAAGGAGCAGAAGAAGAUGGUGAGAAUGAAGAAGAGGAAGAUAAUCAAGAUGAUAAUAAUAAUGAAGAUGAAGAAAAUGAAGAAGAUGAAUAACAUUCUGGAGAUUAUGAUGAAGAAGAAAAUGAAGAAUAUGAAGAUGAAGAAGAUGAAGAUAAUAAUUAAAAUAAAAAAAAUUUACUUGGCUAAGGAUUAUUUGAGUAAACAAAUGUUUUUUCAAAAGCUUAAGCUAAUUCAGUAACAACUAAGGAAUAAUAUCACUCAAAAACAUUCUAUCAUAAAAACAAACCAGUCAUUGUCUUUUUAAACAACGAUUAAGUUGAAAUCUUGUAAAAUGAAGCUAAACAAGAGUCUUUAAAUUUAUAGGAUACAGUACUUAAUUUGUAUCAAUUAUUCAUCAAUUUGGGGGCUGAUCCUAAUUCAACAAUUAUAAAGAGAAAAUAAUUUAGAGAACAAAAAGAAGGUGAAUAAGAAAAAGAAGAUCAUCCAUAUGUAGAUGAAGGAGGCUAUACUAUUGCUCACUUUAUUUUCAAAAACUAUCAUAGUGUAUCAUUCCUUCAAGGAAUUUAUAAUAUCAAAGAUAUAUCCUUGACUGAAGUUGCUUUAUAAAAUAUAUAUCCAAUACAUCUAUUUGCAAAUUCCUGUGAUGCACAUUAAAUUUGUGGAAGAGAAAAUGAAACAAGUUAAACAUUUUUAGAAUAUGUAAUUAAAAAAAUUAAUGUUAAUGUAAAAGAUGAACAAUCAAAUACUCCUACUAGCAUCAUUGCAUGCAGAUAUAGCAUUGUUUUUGAUGGAAUUUUAGAUCUUUUAAUUUCAAAUGGUGGCAGCGUUAAUAAUUUGAAUGAAGAUGAUGUCGUACCAUUAUAAAGUUGGGUAAAAUCAAAUAAUGUUAAAGUGGUUGCAACUCUUUUGACCAAAUUUAAAGCUGAUCCUAGCUUCCCUGAUAAAUCAAAAAGAACUGCUUUACAUCAUGCUAUUAAUUCAUCAAAUUCUUAAGCUGAUGCCAGUUUUGAGAUGGAACAUCUUUUAAUUAAGAAUGGAGCAAACACUAAUGCUCUUGAUAUCUUUAAGAGAACUCCUCUCUUUUAUGCAUUUACAAAGAUGACUUAUGAUAAUGAUUUUAGAGAAAUUGAUCCUUUUGAAACUGUUUCAUCUGUUUUAGCUGAUAAACAUUGUGAAGUUGAUUGUGUUGAUAUACAUUAGAGAUCUCCACUUCAUUAUGCUGCUAUGAGAGGCAGUGUAAUAUCAGGAAGAUAUAUGAUAAAAAUGAAAGCACCAAUAGAUGUGCCUGAUAAAUAUGGCAAUACUCCGUUGGCUUUGGCAUUUUUAUGUGGUCACUCUAACUUCUGCACAAUGCUUAUAGAUAACAAAGCAGAUGUAAAUAGAUUUGCAACAAUUGUUGAUUAUAAGAAGAUUAGAUAAGAAGAAAAGAAAUAGAGGAAGGAAAGAAUUUAAAAAGUUUAGGCAAUAGAAUAAGAGGAUAAUGAAUUUUAGACUGACUCAGAUGAAUAAGAUGAAUAAGAAGAUGAAGAUUUUAAUAAUGGACUUUAUGGAUCUACCAAAAAUAAAAAGAUAGCUGCUGUUAAAGCAUCUAAAAAAGCAAAAGGUUCAGGCUCUUAUUAAUAAUAAAAAAAAUCUAAUAGAAUUUAUUUAUUAUAAUCAAAUAAAUUCCCAGUUGGAACUUAUUCAUAUUUUAAAUUAGCAAUCAAAUAAGGAUGGUAAGGUGUUGCAUACUUAUUGAUUUCUGAUGGAUAUGAUUUACAAAGAGCGAUUGAAGAUGCAAUAAUGGAAGAAUAAUUUAAGCUAGUUCGUACUUUGUUGAUGAAAGUAAAAGAUGAUGAAGUAGUUUAGAGAAAAAAUUAAAAUAAAUAAAAUCUUUUCCAUAUAUUUUCAAUUAAAGGUAGGAAAUGUACAGAUGAAAUAGCAUUAAUGAUUGCUGAAGAAUUAGCAAGCAGAUUAGUUGAUAAAAAUGCUAAAGAUGAUCAAAACAAUACUCCACUACAUUAUGCUGCUUAAAAUGAUUUUUAUGGAAUGAUUCAAUAUUUAUUGUAAUCUAAUUGCGAUCCAAAUAUUUACAAUAAUGAUAAGAAUACUCCAUUUUCAAUUAGAUUGUAAGAAAACUAUAAAGCUUUAGUUUCUGAUGUAGAACUAUAAUGUUGGAAGGAUUAGAAUACAAAUUUAAAUGUUAAGUUCAAAGUUAAAGAAAAAGAUUAUACCAUAACUCCAAUUUUGUUUUUAAUUUAAGAAUUCCAUUUGGAAGAUGAAAUUAUAUUAACUAAAUUUACAGAAGCUGGAUGUGAUAUAAAUGAAAAGACAGAAUCUGGAGAAACUUCUCUAAUGUUAGCUAUUAGGAUAAAUUCAAUGAAAUUAGUAAAUUUUGUUUUGAAUCAUCCUAAAUUUAAUAAAGAUAUACACUCUUAAGAUUCCUAAAGCAGAACACCAAUUCAUUAUGUUGUAUAACCUCUUGAAUUUGGUUCUUAUGAAAAUAUUUAGAUGUUAGAAUUGUUAGCAAAAUAAUUUAAUAUUAAUUAACCUGAUAAUUAAGGAAGAACUCCUUUAGACUAUGCAAAUGAUCAAGAUUCAGGAACUAUGGCAGAAGUUCUUAAAAAAUUAAAUGCUAAAGAAGGCAAGAAAUAAAAAUAACCUAGACUUCCUACAAGUGUUAUUUCUUAAGCUUAAUGGGUAGAAGAAGAAAUUGAUGUUGAAACAGAUGCUUAGAAAUUCUUAGACUUAAAUGGAGAAUAAUUAGACGAUUCAAAAUAAGAUAGAAAAAAAAUUGUAGAUCCUGCAGGUCAAGAAUCAGGUAAGGUUGAAGUGUGGAUAGAUAAAGAAUCUGGCCCAUAUUCAUUAUUAAUGACUAAAGUUGAUAUAGGUAAUGGUAUCUACUCAGAAAAUGUAUUUUAUAAGAUGUAAGUCUUGCAUGAAAUCAAUAGAAAUGUAUUUAUUCUAUUAACAAAAUGGGGAAGAAUAGGAACAGAUGGAUAACAUCAAUUGACUCCUUUUGAAAAUGCAGAGGAAGCUAUUAAAGAAUUUAAUAAGAUAUUCCAAAAUAAAACAGGAGGAAAUGAUUGGAGAAAAGUGUAAACUGGAGAAGUACCAUUUGUAAAAAAACCAGGAAAAUAUUAAUUGAUAAAUUUCAAGAACGUAAAGAAUUUCAAAACUUUACUUACUCCAUUUGAUUUCAGUAAGAAAAGUCCUUAUUAACAGAGUAAUUUAGACAAAGCAAUCAAAAGAUUUAUGCUGCAAUUUGUUUAGGUUAAAUUGUACAAUAAGGAUUUAGAAUAAUUCCAUGUCGAUUUAGACUCUAUGCCUAUUGAAAGAUUAGAUAGAAAACAAUUAGAAGCAGCUAAAGCUAUUUUAAAUGAAUUAACAGAUUGUGUAGAAGAUUUACAGAAACUUAGACAAAAAGGAGAUCUUGAUAUUAAGAAGAUUCAAAAUAUAUUUACUGAAAUAAGUGAUAAAUCAAGUAGAUUUUAUGAAUUAGUUCCAACUAAAGAAUAGCAAACAGAGCCUAUUCCUCCAUUAGAUUCAGUAGAAGCAAUAAAUCAAAAAUUGUUGUUAAUAGAAACAUUACUUAACUUUGAGAUUACAUCAAAGAUUUUAUUAGGUGCUCAUUUAAUGAAACAAACAAUAAAUCCAUUAACUUAUUGUUUCAAUGCACUUAAUGUUAGAGUAGUUACUCUACCAUAAGAGCAUCCUGAAUUUAAGUUGAUAGCUUAAUAUAUAAAUUCAUCUUAGAAAACUAAGAUUUCAAAUAUAUUUGCAGUGGAACGAAGAGGAGAAGCUGAGAGAUUUGAACAUAACAAAUAAUAUAAGAGAAUGUUAUUAUGGCAUGGUUCAAAGAUUUCUAAUUUUAUGGGAAUUCUAGCUUAAGGAUUAAGAGGUAUUAAUAUUAAUCAAUAUAAAUUAGUUGCACCUCCAUGGGCAUUUAACACUGGAGCCAUGUUUGGUAAAGGUAUUUAUUUUGCUGAUAUGUUCUAAAAAUCAUUUGCAUAUACUGAAGAUUGGUCUCUUUAUUACAAUCAAUAUAAUGGGUUGUUGUAAUAAAAUGGAUAUUACAACAGACAGCGAAAUAAUUAGAAGGAUGAGCAAGAUGAAAUUCAGAGAUAUAGAUACAUGUUAUUAUGUGAAGUAGCUGUUGGAAAAUCAAAGAAUCUUUAUAACGCUGAAUAUAUUUCUAAUUUAGACAGUAAUUUUAUUAUUAAUAAUAAAUUUAGAAUAAUAUUAGUCAGUCAAGGGAUGUGGUAGAAGAGGUCCUGAUUAUAAAUAAUCAGUUGUUUUAGCAAACGGAUGCAAAGUACCUGUUGGAUAAUGCAUAGAAUAUCAAUUACCGAAGAAAAAAGAUAAAAAUGGUAAUCAAAUUCGUUUUUAACUCUAACACAAUGAAUAUAUUGUUUAUGAUGAGACCAAAGUAAGGGUCCGAUAUAUGGUUCAAUUAGAUACUAAAGACACAUUAGACGAGUAUUGAGAUAUUUUAUAUUUUUAUUUUGCUUUAAGAAUUUUUAUUCCUAAAGCUAUUAUUAUUUAAUUAUAAAAAAA